GCCUAUUCCAUUAUCAUGCCAUCCUCUAGCUUUUCCUGCAGGUUCAACACUCCUCCUUUCCUCCGUCAGCCUUGUUCAUAAUGAGUGUUGGCUUGAGCCGCAGGCGUCGGCCGCCACCCCUUCAUCUUCCCAGCAUCGAGAGAAGACGGAAGGACGAUGAAGAUGAACUUACGCCACUGCCGAAAUCACCGCUCUUCCCGACGAAGCCAGACGCUGUGCGUCCCACAUCCCAACAAGCACUUGAACCGAGCGUGGUCGUAUCAACGCAGAGUAGCUCGCAGGCGCUGCCCUCCAGCGCUGCUGCAACAUCGAAUCCAAGCCCCGACCGGGCUACGUCUGUCCGGCGAUUGACGACGGUACUUCAACUGUCAACGGAACCCUCCACCACACACAGAUCUCCAACGAGGACGACUUUCGUGACGGUCACGCAGUCACUCAAAUCCCCAAAGGAGAAGGGAGAGACACCGGAACCUACCCGCACCGUCUUUAUUUCGGCUCCUCCACAGGUGGUAACCGUAACUGCUCAGCCAGGUAUACCAGCGCCAGCCGUGGAGACUCUGGCGCCUCCGAAGACACAGUCACAAGGAUCAAGUCCCCUCGCUCCCGGCGCGAAGAUACCAAUCAUCGUCCUCGGUGUCCUCGGUGGAGUGGCGAUGUUUUUUACAGUCGCAGUCAUCCUGUGGAGGAGGAAGAAAAAGAAGGGAGAAAAAGAAGUUUCGGAGCAGCGUACAAUGGCAGAGGCAGAUGAUGGCGGCUUUAGAGCAAUCCCCGACACACGGCCGAUCCUGUCGUAG
Messenger RNA from Trematosphaeria pertusa, 794 nucleotides. RefSeq lists its product as uncharacterized. The record is from RefSeq and is a predicted model, not a curated record. NCBI's taxonomy places the organism in Eukaryota, Fungi, Ascomycota, Dothideomycetes, Pleosporales, Trematosphaeriaceae. The transcript is spliced from 3 exons. The coding region runs from base 81 to 794 and encodes 237 amino acids.